ACAGGGUGAAGUUGGUUUACCAGGAAGACCAGGAAAAGACGGAGAACCUGGAAAAAUUGGUGAAAUUGGGCCUUCGGGAGAAAAGGGAGAACGUGGAAAACGGGGACCAAAAGGUCAUCCUGGAGAAAUAGGUCCAAUGGGUAUCAAAGGCCACGAAGGCGAGAAAGGUGACAAGUGUGAACGAGGAGAUCGAGGAUUUGAAGGUCAAAAAGGAGAAAUGGGCCCCAUUGGAUUAAUAGGAACUAAAGGCAAUGAUGGUCCGGUUGGAAUUCCAGGUGUUGAAGGUUUGCCAGGUCCCAAAGGAAUCGAAGGAGUAGCUGGAAACAAGGGCGAACAAGGAUCUCCAGGACCUCCGGGUCCUCCGGGACCACCUGGUGAAUUACCACUAUUACCACCUGAAUUGGCGGGAUUUCAGCAAAACGCUUUGGCCCGUUGGAGACGGGAAUUCAAUGACAUCAAUACCGAAGACAGUGCAAAAACAAAAACGAGUAGUUCGGGGCCGAGUGACAAUAACGAUGGCCCUAAAUACAUAGACAUUGUUAGUUCAAUUUACAGUAUGAGACAAGACUUGGAACGAAUAAGAAAGCCCGUCGGAACCCGUGAAAACCCCGUCAUGACGUGCAAAGAUUUGUUUUACGGGCAUCCACAGUUUAAAGAUGGAUGGUACUGGAUUGACCCAAACUUGGGUAUGCCAUACGAUGCCGUGUACGUGUACUGUAACAUGAGUAGCGGAGGAGAAACUUGCGUAUUUCCAGACAUACACUCAAGUCAAAUGCCGAACAUCCCGUGGCGUAAGGAGGGUGACAAGACGGACUGGUAUUCAAAUCUCAGGGGUGGUUUCAAAAUUACUUACGAAACUGUGGGACCAGUGCAAAUGAACUUCCUACGACUUCUCAGCCAAAAUGGAUACCAAAACUUCACGUACACGUGCAUCAACAGUGCUGCGUGGUUCAAUGCAAAGUCCAACUCAUACGACAUGGCUGUCAAGUUUAUGGGAGAAAAUUCGAUACAAUUUUCGUCUGAACAAGGAUCACCAAAAGUGGACGUGUUAGUCGACGGCUGCAAAGUGAGUAGAAAUCUUUUUGUUUUUUAUUAAAGAAAUGGGCUCAAU
Myzus persicae (green peach aphid) is the source of this 1111-nucleotide messenger RNA. RefSeq names its product collagen alpha-1(XI) chain-like. The record is from RefSeq and is a predicted model, not a curated record. The transcript has 7 exons. Lineage: Eukaryota; Metazoa; Arthropoda; Insecta; Hemiptera; Aphididae. The coding region runs from base 137 to 1096 and encodes 319 amino acids. Gene Ontology annotation, molecular function: extracellular matrix structural constituent.